UCCCCUUCACGCUAGAGUGUGACCUGGACCCUGAAAUAAUAGUAUCUCUAGAGUCCAGGACAUUCCGUGUCUCUCAAGGACCUCAGAGGCUUUCUUUUGUCUCUCUCGGCUUGCCUUCCUCCGCGUCUGUUUCUUCUCUGUUGCUCUAUCUUUUACGGUCCGUGUCUCCCCCUCCCUCCAGCUCUCUGACCACUUGUUUCUCCCCAGCCGCCUCACUUCCCAGUCUCUAGUCCUUGUCAUGCUUUUCCUUUACAGAGUCUGCCUGGCCGUCCUUAUGUGUCUGUCUCCGUGUCUCUGGAGAGACUCUCUCUUAAACCCAUUUCCCGUCAUGUGCCUCUGCGGAAAAGCUCCAGAAUCAGAACCUUGACCAUUCAUGAUAGAGGAGGCUAAUAAAUUUCAGACACUGAUUACCCCUGCAUUUCCGAGACCCACACAUUUCACUAAGACCCACACGGACUCCCCGCAGCUUUCACAGAUGGAGGUCUCUGCGCCCAUCCCCACGGUCAACCGCUCCUCAGUGCUGGAGUUCGUGCUUCUGGGGGUCACUGACAAGCGCGGGCUCCAGCUCCUCCUCUUCGGGGUCCUUCUGGUCACCUACACGCUGACCUUGCUGGGCAAUCUGCUCAUCGUCGCCCUCACCUUGGCAGACCGUCGCCUGCACACCCCGAUGUACUUCUUCCUGCGCCACUUCUCGCUGCUGGAGGUGGGUUUCACAUCCACUGUGUCUCCGCAGAUGCUGGCACACCUGUUGGCGGCGCGCGGGGCCAUCUCCCGCCACCGCUGCUUUGCGCAGAUGAUUCUCUACUUCACCCUGGGCGCAGUGGAGGCCCUGCUGCUGGCCGUGAUGUCCACCGACCGCUUUCUGGCCAUCUGCCGGCCCCUGCGCUACCCCGCCCUCAUGACGCCCCGCGUCUGCUCCUCCUUGGUGCUGGCCUGCUGGGCAGUCACCCUCCUGGCCCUGCCUGGGCUCUUUGCCUGGAUGUUAUCUCUCCCUUUCUGUGGCCCGCGAGUCCUCAAUCACUUCUUCUGCGACAGCUCCCCUUUGCUGGAGCUGGUGUGUGCAGACACCAGGCUUCUGCAGCUGGUGGCCUUCCUGGUGGCUGUGUGCACCCUGCUCAUUGCUACAUUGAUCACAGCCUUGUCUUAUGGCUGCAUCAUCAGCACCAUCCUGCGCCUGCCUGCAGCUGGGGCUCGCAGUAAGGCCUUUUCUACCUGUUCUUCCCACAUCCUGGUGGUGUCGAUGAGCUAUGGGAGCUGCAUCAUCAUGUACCUGAACCCCACCCAGACAGGGAGGCUGGACCUCAACAAAGGAAUAGCUUUCUUCAACACGACAGUGUCACCCCUGCUGAACCCUUUCAUCUACUGCCUCAGGAACCAACUGGUCCACACGGUGUGCAGGGAUUUGCUGCUCAGGAGUAGGGAGCUUUCUUCCAAGAUAUUCAGAGCAUAAGACUGCAAAGCUGUGCUCUUGCUGUAUCGGCAUUGUUACUGCUUUGCUUAUUAGUUUUUGUGGAUGUGUGUGUUUUGGUUUUCUGUGGCUUGAACACAGGGACUGUGCUCAUGGUGAGGCCAAGUGCUUCACGAUUGAGCUACACCCUCAGCCCUCUUUUCCUCUGUUAUUUUCAAACACUCUCAAGAAGUUGCUGAAUUAAAGCUGGCCUCGAACUCACACUGUAGGUGAUGAAGGUCUUGGCAUCUCCAUCCUCUGGCCUCCGUCUCCUGAGUGGCUGGAAUUGGCAUGAGCACCAGGCCUGGCUGGUGGAAUCAAAGUGGAAUCAUUUAUUUCCUUUAUUUUUAUUUGUUUGUUUUAUUUUAUGUGUC
This is a messenger RNA of Peromyscus leucopus (white-footed mouse), 1821 nucleotides long. RefSeq names its product olfactory receptor 49-like. Gene Ontology annotation, biological process: G protein-coupled receptor signaling pathway. Gene Ontology annotation, cellular component: membrane. Lineage: Eukaryota; Metazoa; Chordata; Mammalia; Rodentia; Cricetidae. The coding region runs from base 374 to 1450 and encodes 358 amino acids. The transcript has 2 exons. The record is from RefSeq and is a predicted model, not a curated record. Gene Ontology annotation, molecular function: olfactory receptor activity; G protein-coupled receptor activity.